Tuber aestivum (summer truffle) is the source of this 2346-nucleotide messenger RNA. The record is from the annotation of a GenBank genome assembly. Lineage: Eukaryota; Fungi; Ascomycota; Pezizomycetes; Pezizales; Tuberaceae.
CAGACGAUCGUGUUCCUCCUCCCUCCCUCCCACCAUCUUUCUCUCUCGUCCAUUCUCCACCCUCUCCUUCAUCCGUUCUUUUGGGAGUGAUUUUUGUUCAAUCUCUUUUUUUCUUUCUGCUGGUUAAUUAUACCAAUUAAUCCUUAGACUAAAAUGUCGUCUCUUGUACCGGUCGCUCUUUGGAGCCUUCAUAUCUCGCCCAAACAGAGUCUUGUUCCGGCCGUUAACGCUUUUCCUGCCACUGUAAGAAUUCCCCUUUGUUUAUUCGCUUCCCUGUAGGUGCUGACGAGCGCAGAUUCGUUUGACUAUGGCAGCAAUUGAUCCGUCUGCUGAGCCUUAUGAGGAGGGGAAGCCGAUGCGUGCUACUCUAAAGGUUUUGCGUGAACCUGUUCCCGAUUCUGAUGACGAAACCGAAACCGAAACCGAUUCUAGAUCUGAAACCGAAACCGAUUCCGAUUCCGAUUCCGAUUCCGAGCCAGAAUCGGAUGGGGGGGUUGAGAAAGCGAUAAAGAGCUCGCCCAAUAGUAAGCAAUCGCCUAAGAGCAAAACGAGCAGCGACGAUGCGAUGGAUGUUGAGGGCACCGACGGCGACUUUGACUCUGAUGCCGGGGACUCUGAUGAAUCGGGGACCUUGGACUCUUUUGUCGUCUGCACUCUGGAUUCAGAUAAGGUAGGGCCUUUGUGCGGUAUCGCUUUGUGGGCUGAUGGCUGAUCCGUUGCAAAAGCACUGUCAACAAGCUCUUGAUCUUGUCAUUGGCGAUGACGAGUUCGUUUACUUCAAAGUUGACGGAAACUACGAUGUCUAUCUUACUGGCAACUACGUUGUCAGUCCCGGAGAUGCUUAUGAUAGCGAUGGCGAGGACGAUGAUGGCGAUUAUGAUCUCUCCCCCGACGAGGAUGAACUUUGUCCUGACGAGGAAACUGACUCUGACGAGCUUGAUGAUCUUGGCGACCCUCCACGCAUCCAAGAGGUUGAUACUGAUGAAGAGGAGGCUGCAGCGGCUUCCAAGUCUCUCAUGCCCGCUAAUGGCGCUAGCAAAAAGGACAAGAAGGUCGAGAAAGCCGAGAAGGUUGAUAAAGCCGAAAAGGUUGAUAAGAAAACUGAGAAGAAAUCCCUGAAGCGCCCGGCCGAGGACGAGGUGCCUCGCACUAUCGAUGAGAUGAUCGACGGAGCGAAGCCUGCGCCUGAGAAUAAGGGUGAAGCUGAGAAGAAGCUUUCUAAGAAGCAGCUUAAAAAGCUCAAGGCGAAUGAUGGGAAGGCUGUUGAAGCGACUGCUGAUUCCAAGGCCAAGGAAGCUAAGAAGGUCCAGUUUGCUAAGGAACUUGAACAGGGACCUACCGGGUCCCCAGUCACUGCUGUGAAGAAGGAGAAGAAGACACCUAGUGCAAAGAGGGUUAUACACGGAGUCACCGUUAUGGAUAGCAAGGUUGGAACUGGUGCUACCGCUAAGAAGGGUAGCAAACUCUGCAUGCGCUACAUUGGAAAGUUGGAGAAUGGCAAAAUCUUCGAUAGCAACACGAAGGGGAAGCCUUUUUCCUUCCAGCUGGGCAAAGGCGAGGUAAUCAAGGGCUGGGAUGUCGGGCUUGAUGGAAUGCGCGUCGGCGGUGAGCGUCGGCUUAAUAUUCCGGCUGCUUUGGCCUAUGGAAGGCAGAAUAUUCCUGGAGUUCCGGCCAAUAGCAACUUGAUUUUUGAUGGUAUGGUUCUUUUUCUGCAAUAUUCUGAAAACUACUAGUGCUAACUUUUCUUCUCUUCUAUUGAUAGUCAAACUCACAGACAUCGAAUAAUCUCGCCCAGCAGGGAGGAAGCGGGAGAUUGCUAGAAAAAUUUACCCUUUCCUUGCUUUCCUUCGUCACUGUCUCAUAAAGAGGGGCCUUGUGUGUAAGUUAAUUGAACUUUGUCCGAUCGUCAUUACAUUUCUUUCUUAACGGCAGCCAGUUGUGCUACGGGUGUACCGACCUAUAGUUUUGUUUCUGAAGGUCGGGAUAUCGUGUUUUUUUCCCCCUGUGGUCUUUUCAAAAUCAAAAAGUUUUUUUUUCUUUCUCUUCUAGUUGCUAUUACAUUCAUGGGAUAUCCGGUAGGUUGACUAGCUAGGGUUGCUUGCGCUCGCUUUUUUAUCUGUUGUUGGGGUUGACUGUGAUGGAUUGGAUUCCGGGUGGAGUCGGGAUGUAGUAUUGUAGUGUAGCUUUGAAAAAAAGAAAAAAACGCUUCUUGGACGAAAUUUGCUUGCGCAGUGAGCGGGAGAUGCACUAUGCUGUGAAGGCUGGGGAGAUAGGUGAAUAUUAUAUGUGAAUGAAAGAGACUGGGUUUGAAUCGCAUGUCUGUACCCAUCUGCGAAAACCUUAUGU